Messenger RNA from Aedes albopictus (Asian tiger mosquito), 2620 nucleotides. Its product is annotated as GTP-binding protein 2. Gene Ontology annotation, biological process: translational elongation. The record is from RefSeq and is a predicted model, not a curated record. Gene Ontology annotation, molecular function: GTPase activity; translation elongation factor activity; GTP binding. The transcript has 3 exons. Lineage: Eukaryota; Metazoa; Arthropoda; Insecta; Diptera; Culicidae. Bases 267 to 2168 code for a protein of 633 amino acids.
CUACUACAAGCCAGUCAGUGUGCAAGCAUAGUGUUAUUCCAUAUCGAAGUUCGAGCGAACGCGCGCGCCCCUCACACUCCGUAUUGUGGAUUCAGUGGUGGUGCGAAGUGGUCGUGUUGAUCAAAGUGAUAUAUAUUUUGCUGCCUCCUUUCGCGGUGUCCGAUAAGUAGGCCUUGCGCUUAAAUUUUACUGUUUAAGCUUGCAACAAAGAGUCAGAGCCUACCUUGAUCCAAAGAUCAAUCAAGCAUCACGAGGACGGCACCCAAAUGAGCUCUUUUUUCGAUUUAUUCGAUCCGACGGCCUCCUCUUCGUCGUCGGAGGCAACUGAUCUGAAUGGCAAUAGCACCAGUAGCAUAAGCAGCAGCAGCAACACCAGCAACGAUGACGACGAAGAUGACAUGUUUCUGUCGUACGAAGAGCUGCUCAUCAAGAAGGGUGGUAGUCAGAAGCGGUCGGUUGCGAUUCCCCCUCGGUUACAGAACCACGCACCUUUCGUGCAGCACCAGCAAUACUCAUCGUCCUGUUCGCCGGUGAUCGAUUUCGAUCUGGACAUUCUUCCGCCGGAGCCCCAGCUUGGUAACAUCGAGUACAAACUGAAGCUAAUCAACCCGUCGAAGCAGCGAUUCGAGCACCUGGUGACGCAAAUGAAGUGGCGCCUUCGGGAAGGAAACGGCGAAGCGAUCUACGAGAUUGGAGUUUCCGAUUCCGGUCAGCUGCACGGCCUGAGUGACGCGGACAUGACCUGCUCGUUGCACACCCUGAAUCAAAUGGCGCGGAAGUUGGACGCUUCGACGUCCGUGUUGCGGCGAAAGGCGUUGAGUGCUGGACGAUCGGUGGUGGAAGUGCUGGUCCGGAAGAUUCCGGAUGACCAGCAUAACAUUGAAGUAAGGGUCGCUGUUUUGGGUGGGGCAGAUGCCGGUAAAUCUACGCUUCUUGGGGUGCUGACUCAGGGGGAAUUUGACAACGGAAGAGGACGGGCGAGAUUGAAUAUGUUCCGACACAUGCACGAAAUCCAAACCGGGCGGACAUCCUGUAUAUCCCACGAAACCUUGGGAUUUGAUCAGCAGGGCAAUGUAAUCAACUACAAGUACAAUGAAAUGAUGACGGCCGAGGAGAUUAGCGACCGAUCAACGAAGUUGGUCACCUUCAUGGAUCUGGCUGGACAUCGACGGUAUCUGAAAACGACGGUGCAGGCCCUGUCCGGAUAUUCUCCGCAUCACGCUAUCCUGGUGGUAGGUUCUGGCAGCACCAUCAGCAACAUGACACAGGAGCAUCUCGCCAUCGUACACGCCCUGGAUAUGCCCUUCUCGAUAGUUGUGACCAAGUGCGACUUGAUCCCGCCGGAUGACGUGCUGUUCGAGCUGAAAACCCUUUUGACUGCCGUUGGCUAUCGGAAAGUGCCAUAUCUAAUCGCUAACGAAGACGACGUCCUGAACGCCAACGCCCACCAAAACGUCGAGCAAAUCGUUCCCAUUUUCUGUGUUUCAAAUGUGACUGGCGACGGGCUGGACCUGUUGACCAAGUACCUCUACGUCCUCUCUCCAGGGAUUAGCAACUCCGAAAAGGAGCGCCUCGAACAGGAACCGAUCGAGUUUCAAAUUGACGAAAUUUUCAAAGUGGCCGAAGUUGGUCUGGUAGUCGGGGGAUUACUCUGUAAGGGAGUAAUCACCGAGAACGUUCCGGUGCGGAUUGGGCCCCAGCUGGAUGGAACCUUCUUGCCGGUCACGGUGCAAACCAUCCAUCGCAAUAAGGCCCCUUGCCGGGUGGUGCGAGCGGGGCAGAGUGCUUCGUUGUCGUUCUACCCCGGCGACGAUAUGCCGCCACUGCGCAGGGGAAUGGUUAUUCUUCCGGACUAUGAAGAGGAAGACACCGCCUAUGGGUCGUACUUUUUCCAGGCCCGCGUAUCGGUUCUCUUCCACGCCACCAGUAUCUACGAAGGCUUCCAGACGACGAUGCACAUCGGAAGCAUCCGACAGACGGCUGUGAUCGUGGGCAUCAUGGGGCAGACCGAUGGCAUCCGUACCAAUCAGACGGCAUCGGUGAUGUUCCGGUUCGUGCGGCACCCGGAGUACGUACGACCGGGAAUGCGGGUACUGUUCCGCGAGGGCACCAGCAAGGGAAUCGGAAAAGUGACACAGGUAUUUCCGCUGAAUCAGAAGGUAAAGUAAAUUUGGAAGAACGAUUCGAUUGUACGUUCUAAGAAACGUACCGUAAUUUGCGAGAAAAAGUCAACACUAGUUAUAUAUUUUUUAAAACUGACUUAAAAAUUUGUGUAAAUAGCAGCAAAAAAAUUGAAACUGUGAUUUAUUAAUUUUAACCUAGGUUUUAAUGAGAGAAAGACAAAGUUCAGUUUAAAGCAGUCCUGAACGUGCUCGGAAAACGGUGUGACUGCGCAAUAAUGAUCGAUCAGUACUAAACAUACAUAGUAACUAUACUAUAUCCUUUUAAAACAAAUUGCCGUUCACAGUACCUACUUAGAAGCGAAAACUCUUGAUGUAUGAAUUUAGCAACGCUAUGGGAAUUUUGAAUUCUGCACCUUCCUGAUCUGGAUCUGACAGACCACGAGAAGUGCGUGUGUGUUUAUAAAGUUUCGAAUAAAUUCACAGAGAAAACAAAUUUA